GUGAUUUGACAUUUGACAUUAAUUUCGUAAUUUCAUGAAAACUUUGUUGCUUUUUCAUGUUUUUCGUUAGAUUAAAGUCAAUGUUUUCAUGAUUUUAGCUUUUAAAGCGCGCCGCUUAUACUCGUUAUACAGUAUCUAUUUCAGCGGAAGUUUUCCAAAGUGUCUAGCCGACCGAUCCAAGGUUUCAGAUUCCUUCCAGUUUCCACGUCUUCAAGAAUAGAGGCUCAAUCAUGGCUGACACAAGUGCUAAAGAACCGUCCGUGACUAAAGUGCCCAUGAUAUACGUUUGUGGCGAAUGCCACAGGGAAAAUGAAAUUAAGCCUAGAGAUCCAAUCAGAUGCAGAGAAUGUGGUUACCGCAUUAUGUACAAGAAGAGAACAAAGAGAUUGGUUGUGUUUGACGCCCGAUAAGAAGAAAUAAAAAAAUUGUAUAAGUAUUUCAUUUUACAUUUACUUUAAUCUUAUCAUUAUAAAAUAUCUACAUAAUAUAAUGUAUAGUAAACAAUAAAUGGGCAAAUAUUUGA
Molecule: messenger RNA, 523 nt
Organism: Maniola jurtina (meadow brown)
Lineage: Eukaryota; Metazoa; Arthropoda; Insecta; Lepidoptera; Nymphalidae
Gene: Rpb12
Product: DNA-directed RNA polymerases I, II, and III subunit RPABC4
Exons: 4
Coding region: 231-410 (59 amino acids)
Biological process (GO): DNA-templated transcription
Cellular component (GO): RNA polymerase I complex; RNA polymerase II, core complex; RNA polymerase III complex
Molecular function (GO): DNA-directed RNA polymerase activity; zinc ion binding; DNA binding
Source: RefSeq, a predicted model, not a curated record